Pieris brassicae (large cabbage white) is the source of this 4483-nucleotide messenger RNA. RefSeq lists its product as uncharacterized. The transcript is spliced from 5 exons. The record is from RefSeq and is a predicted model, not a curated record. Lineage: Eukaryota; Metazoa; Arthropoda; Insecta; Lepidoptera; Pieridae. Bases 354 to 3062 code for a protein of 902 amino acids.
AGCAGUAUACGAUUUUGUAGUUUUGUUACAAAUUCCAAUUCGUGUACCUGUAUUUCAAUUUUAAAACAUAUUCUUCUGAAAUUCUACAUUUCCGUAUUUCUGUUUUUUCAAUUAUUCCAACUUUUCUUUAAUUUAAAGUGCCAAAGAUGCCCGUAGGCCAUAGGUAGUACCGAUGGUUUUGUCUUAGAAGUAAAUAUUCGUCCACUUUAUUCACUUUUGUUCUUUUUAUUUCCUCAUCAGUGGCUUAUUGAUAAAAUAGCUAUUUAAAAUCACUUUUGCGUGUGACGUGGCGUAGAUGUUAACGCACAAAUCGAACGAUAAUUAUGUGAAAUGUGAAUUUAAUAUACGUAGUGAUGGAUGAAAGCAAUAACUCUUGUAAGGAUUGCCAAGGUGUUGAGGAGUUGCAUAAAGAAGUCGAGCAUUUGAGGCAACACUUGGCUGAAAAGGAUGCUCAUUUUGUAGCUCUCGAGACUGAGUACUUUAAUUGUAAUGCAAGGGCAACUGACCUAGAAGACCAAGUUAAUACUUGGAGGGAAAAAUAUGAGAGAUUGUAUGAUUCCCACAAGAGAGUUCAAAAACUAAAUCAAGUAUUAGAAGACAAGUUGCUUCAAUUGGUAGAUAAGAUGAAGAGUGAGAAAAGUCAGUUGACAAAGGACAUAGCCACUCUGUCUGUCAGACUGGCAGAAUCAAAGCAUAAUUAUAGCAUGCUUCAGAAGGAAAAUGAAAGAUACAAGAAUGAUAUGAACUUGGCAAUCCAAUUGCUUCAGUGCAAGCCAGACAAUUUUGUUUCACAAAAACUGGAUAAUCUACCUGUAGAUACACAAGCUCGAGUUUCUCAAUAUGUUAUGUCUAAAACACCAAAGACUGCCAGUUCUGCGGCAUCAAAGACGGGGAAUGAAAUUGAUACAUUUGAUGCUAGUGAAUAUGAAUUCAAUAUAUCAGCUUCACUUAUGACUAAAAUUCUUGAGGAUAGUAUUCAAGAUACUGUUACAAAGCACUGUGACACAUGCUCUUGCUCAAAGUCGCAGAGCAAACCAUUUUGCUAUAAUGAAAGCUUCUAUAGUAUUUCCACUCAAACCCAUCUGAGUGGCGAAAUGAAAAAUUCUCUAUGCCUCAAUUGUAACGCUGAAAUCAAAUCUCUUCAAUCUGGCCUGAGUGUCAGAAGCAUUUCUCCCCACGGUGUUAGAGUUAUCAAUGAAAAACUAAACAAUCACAGCCCCACACCAAUGUUCAUUGUGCCACAAAUUGUAGAACAGAAUGAAAUUAAUGUGCCAUCUAUUGAAGUUAUGAAAACGAUUGUUCCUGAAGUAGUGGUUCAGGAAAAACCAAAGAUAGAAGUUAUAAACAGAGAGUGUACUCCUAAAAUGGAAGACAUGAGAAAAGACACAGUUAAUGUUGAACCAACAGUUCAUCAUAAAUUGUGUGACCGCACAAAGACCUCUAUUUCCAGCAAUAAGGACAGCAUUCAAAGUGCCACUGAGGAUCUAUUACUCAAAGACAUUCCAAACGCUAAAGAUAUUAAAACAAAACAUUCGAGUCCAUUUAUAGAAACUGGAAAUUUCAGGAAGAACUCUCAAAGUUCUAUGGGUAACGGAAGCCGGACAUCUUCGAUAGCUAAAUCGACAGUUAGCACUCAUAAAUCCGCUAACCAAGUGGGGCCAGGGCCUCGAUUUUGCCACUUAAGGAUGCAAGCCGGAUCAAAAAAUAUUUUGUUAGACAACGCCGAGCCGGACGUACCCCCCGUUUUAUAUAGGAGGCAGAGCAAAAAUGAAAAUUCAAUAUUUAAAGAUCUUCACGAUGGGAUGGACAAUUUCAUAGACCUAGAUAGAACCGAUGAUGACGUAAAAAUUAAUAAAAAUGACAGGGUCGUUGUUGAGACGACACUUAUAGAUGUUCAUGUCGAUAAUAAUAUGAAAGACUCCAAUUCCAGUAACAAGAGUAAUUCAAUCAAUCCGAUCUUAUUAAAUGUCGUAUCCUCGUCGCCAUUGCAGCCGUUGAAGACGCAUAACUUUACUCCAAAUAUCGAACAUGUCAACAACAAUGAACAAAGUAUUGCCAGCCAACAAAAUUCUUGUGAAGUCGAUAACCUGUUGAGUGAUUUUAGCGUAGAAAACGCCAAUUCCCAAAGAGAAGUGAUAAAUGAAGUCGAGGAUAGUAAUAAGAAGGAUGCAACACCAACUGAUAAUCACGACGUGAAAAUAUUUAACUUUGACCGCUACGAACAGAACAAAAUGACCGCUCAAUACAACAAGCCAAUGAAGAAAAUCGAUAUGUCGCAACUUCAUUCUCUUGAAAACACCAAGAUCUCAAAGGACCUGCCGCCUCAAGGGCUGUUACCCACCGUAGAGAAAAAGGCCGAAGCGGUAAAGGUGACGCCGAACAUCGUCAAUGUCUAUCCAAAUUUGACCCAAACACAUCUCAAAGUUAACGAAACUACCAAAAUUUUUACAAACGAACAGAGCACUAGUUCGAUGUCCAGCGACGAUAGCGCUGCGAUACUUCAAAAACAACAGUUGUUGCGCGUCGCCGAAUGGGUCGAAAAGAACCUGGAACAACAGAACCUGAACGAUCCUUUGGAAGAUGAUUGCUUUGCAAGUCGGGCGUUAAGGAGUAACAGCAAAAUCCACAGACUAACCGAAACCUUGAACGAGCUGGCUCUCAACAUGCCUCACCCGGUCAGCAAAUACUCCAAGUCGUACAGAGACGCUCGGAACAGUUGGAUCCACAACAUAGCGACGCACGCGAGCCAAGACAAGGCAGCGAAACAUACGGCAAACGCGAAGCUAGUGAACAAUGUCGGCAAAGAGACUCUAUUCCCGGUCGAGAGCGGAGAAGCCACGGUCACGGAGAUCAACAACGCUAAAAGUCCAUCGAGCAGCGAGUUCGAUGCGAACAAAGAGUUGCGGGAGGCGCUCAAGGGGGCCGACAAGGAUGUGUCGCCGGAGGAUUUGGCGCGUAUGGAGUACAACGUGAAGAAAUUUCUGCUAAGCGGACCCUAUUGGAACCCGAACGAGCCCGGUAGAAGCCGACGCACAAGUAGCAAAACUGAGACUGAUGUAUAAUUCCAUAGAUAACAUUCCAGCACGCGGAAUCGUGUUCAUUUACGCACGCUUUUUACCGCUUUUAUAGUUGUGUGUUGUGUAGGACUUGUUCGCUGUGCCCCUUGAAUUCCAAUAACUUAAAAUGGUUUUAAAUAAUUCAAAACAUUCCGAUUUAUUAUGAAUUCCAUAGCCAUAUAACGCUGAUUGGUUUAGUACUGGAAAAUUUGAAUUAUAAAAUACAACGUGGGUGCGUAAAGUUCUGACUAGGUAUUGGGUACUUUGUGUGCUUAGUUAAAUUAUAAUGCUAUAUACAGACGGACGCUUUAAUUUUAAAUAUUUUUUUAAAAAAGUAGGGUAGGUCUUGGUCAUAGUUUAUUAGAUUUUUUAUUGACGCUUGCGCUAGUCUGUUACUAAUAAGUAAUUAAUAGCUUUGUGAUUAAUGCUUCAUCUGUGGUAUUGUCUAUAAUUAGAUAAAAUGAAUUCAUGUUUACCGACUUAAUUAAAUUUUAAUUGAAAGUUUAAGUCGGUCCAUUAGUGUCGGUUUUGUUUUACGAAAUUGUAUUUAUUUUGCUCACGUUUUGUAGAUUUGUUAAUCUACCAAAAUGUAUAUAGCAGGAAGCCACGGGCUUACUAAGUGUACGCUUAAAAAAGACUCGAUUGUAACAAUUUUUAUAUUGGAACAAAUAUAAACCGCUUCUGAAGUUAUCAAGAUAUCAAAAUCACCUUAUAAAAGUAUCUAUAGUUGUGAUAAUGCUAGUUACACUAUGUACAAAUAUAGAGCACACCAAAUAUAAUGUCUUCAAAAAUAUUAAUUUCACUAAAAUAACACGUGAACAAUGUCAACAAUGUCAAUGUCAACGUUUAAAAACAAAAACUUUUUCUUAUUAAAGCGCCAUCUAUCGAAGACUGAUAUAACUAAAACGUUUUACUUGAUUAACAUUUGAUUUACGCAACUCUGUAUUGCAAUGGGUUUACAGCAAUUACGGUCAAUGGGAUUCGCGCAAUUAUAUUAUUUUAUUGUUUUUUAUUUCUCUAUGAUUUGUUGUCAAAAUUAUAGAUAAAAUUGAAUCAUCUUUUUAAUUUUGAUAGCCAGUCGUACUUUCUGUAAAAAGUUUUCCUUAAGGAGUUUUUACUAGCGAAUUAUGCUGAAUGUUAAAGAGAUUAAUAUUUUUGAAGAUGAAUUGCGGCUUAAUUUAUUCACGCGAUAACUAUUUUCAUAUUCUAAGUCCACAUCGAUUCCGUCGAAACUAUUGGUAUAUUGCUUCAGCUUUCUUAUCAGGCAGCUAAACAGAUAUUUACUAUAUGCAGUGUGUGUUUCUAAUAUGUGUAUGAAAUUAUAUUUUUUAGUUAGCGUAGUUAGGUUAAUAGGGAAGUUAUCGUUUGCAUUUUUUUAUUUGCUCAAUGAAAUCGAAAUAUUUUGUGUUCAAUUGUAAAAUAUAGGU